AUGGCUAUAUUCGUCCUACUGGUCAUGCUGUUUCUCUCUUCGAGUGGAGCAGCUAAUGCUGCGAAUACCUACGAUUACAUGCAGCUAGUUUUGCAAUGGCCGGCUACCUUCUGCUAUAAUAAUCCAGAUUGUAGCCCAAAUUUCCCGCGCGGUACUUUUACAAUUCACGGCCUCUGGCCCAGUAACUACUCAACCCUUGAAUAUAAAUGCGUUGGCACACCCUUUGAUCCUGCUGAGAUGUUCGCUGCCGAAAACCAUGGUCUCAGAGACUAUUUUCUGCCGCAAGCAUGGCCGCAGUUGAAAGCUGGUUAUACCAACUUGGGCUUCUGGAGCUACGAGUACAACAAACACGGGACCUGCUCGGAGAACAAUCUGAAGCAGAUGGACUACUUCAGGCAAGCUUACUGGGGGUGGAUUCGAUUCAAUCCCUAUAAUCUCUUUGGAGCCUCCCCUAAGCAAAUCUACCCUGGUAAUUAUUACUAUACAGCUGACAUUGAAGCAGCCAUUCAGAUGGUCACCACGGAGAAGCCUCUGCUUAUGUGCAAGAAGGUAAAAGUAGGUCCCGUUUAUAAUUGGCUACUGCAGGAAGUCAUCAUCUGUCUUGAUCGUUGGGCAGUCCGAGUGGUUCCUUGUGGCCCACGACGGUCAUCUUGCGACGGUCCAAUUCUACAUUAUGGUUACUGA
Messenger RNA from Argentina anserina (silverweed cinquefoil), 684 nucleotides. Its product is annotated as ribonuclease S-F11-like. The transcript is spliced from 2 exons. The record is from RefSeq and is a predicted model, not a curated record. Gene Ontology annotation, cellular component: extracellular region. Lineage: Eukaryota; Viridiplantae; Streptophyta; Magnoliopsida; Rosales; Rosaceae. Gene Ontology annotation, molecular function: RNA binding; ribonuclease T2 activity. Gene Ontology annotation, biological process: RNA catabolic process. Bases 1 to 684 code for a protein of 227 amino acids.